AUGAAGAAGAGCAGACAUUACUGGUUGGUGAGACGACCAUUUUUGCCACAGUCCAACCGUCCCAGACUGACGUGCACAUCAAUUGGUAUGCACAUAGACACUCAUCUCUCCGCAUACAUGUGUGGCCAGAUGUGUCCUUGCGCUUGCCUCGGCCGACCGAGAGCAUGUGAAGUCAAGCACCAUCACACGCCAGCCCACCCUGUUCGUCGGUUGUCUGCAUGCGUGUGUGGCGUUGAAGAAUGCCAAGUUCGCUGCAAUGACGACGCAGUCUUCUGCCAGUCGAUGCGUAAUUCGCAUUCUCGUUCACGUUUCUGGUACCGGCUUCCGUCGAAGUGUCGCAUGAGAAAAGGGAAAGAUGCAUACGGGCCGGAAGAGAAAUGUACAUACUUCAAAGAUCUUUGA
This is a messenger RNA of Protopolystoma xenopodis, 402 nucleotides long. Lineage: Eukaryota; Metazoa; Platyhelminthes; Monogenea; Polystomatidea; Polystomatidae. The record is from the annotation of a GenBank genome assembly.